UACUUGCUGCACUAUCAAUAUAUAAAUACAAAGCUUGACCUCAAAAUCAGUUCAGUCCCCAAAAUUGUUAUAGCCCUAAGAAAAGAAGAACAUUUGCUUUAGCCCUUAUUUUCCCUAAUGAGUUCUAUCAGUGAAAGUCGUGAAAUCAAGUACUCCAGUAGAGGAAGAGAAUUGCAAGGUCCUAGGCCUUCACCUUUAAGGAUUAGCAACUCUUCACAAACGAUUAAGAAAUCAUCACAUCAUCAGCCAACUCGAAGCAGCAAGCAGCUGGUUAAUAAUCCUGUUGUAAUCUAUCUCAGGUCACCAAAGAUUAUCCAUGUUAGGCCGGAGGAGUUCAUGAGCCUGGUGCAACGCCUAACAGGGAAGGACUCAACGAACGAAUCUUGUAUUAACCUGCCGUCGUCGCCAUCAUCAUCUUCUUGUGACUUGGUAGGGGAUGAUGAAUCCAUGCAGACCACGACAAAGAGAGAUAAUUUGUUUGAUGCAGAUCAAAUGAUGAAGACUUUGAAUGAGGUUGAUUUUGCUGAUCAAGUUCUUGGACUGUCUCCUACUUGGUUGCGUUUCUUAGGUUGUGUAUAAAAACAUAUGUUCCAAUGCUAAUCAUUUCUUGUUAGAAGUUAAUUUCACCUUGACACAUUUGAAUAUACAAAAAUACUUUAGGAUUUCCUUAACUUCUUGUUAGGGUUCUUUUUAU
This is a messenger RNA of Durio zibethinus, 694 nucleotides long. RefSeq names its product VQ motif-containing protein 8, chloroplastic-like. Lineage: Eukaryota; Viridiplantae; Streptophyta; Magnoliopsida; Malvales; Malvaceae. Gene Ontology annotation, cellular component: nucleus. The record is from RefSeq and is a predicted model, not a curated record.